AUCGUUCAUUCCACCACCACCACAUUCAUUCCUCACUUUCUUUAUCAUUUUCCUUUGCUCUUUCUUCACCGUCAUCGUUUUCUUCCAAAAAGUGAUAUCCAGGUGGAAUGGCGAAGAGCUCAUUCAAGCAAGAGCAUGAUCUUGAGAAAAGGCGUGCUGAGGCUGCUAGGAUUAGGGAGAAAUACCCAGAUCGAAUUCCGGUGAUUGUGGAGAAGGCGGAAAGGAGUGAUAUCCCAAACAUUGACAAGAAAAAGUAUCUUGUCCCGGCGGAUUUGACUGUUGGACAGUUUGUUUAUGUUAUACGAAAAAGAAUCAAACUGAGUGCAGAGAAGGCAAUCUUCAUAUUUGUUGACAACGUUCUACCGCCUACAGGUGCUAUAAUGUCUUCUAUAUAUGAUGACAAGAAGGAUGAAGAUGGCUUCCUUUACGUAACCUACAGCGGAGAAAACACAUUUGGUUAUCCAAUUGCUUCGAUUACUUCCGAGUAGUUGGUGCAAAAUUAUAGUGUGCUGAUAAUAAAUACUCAGUUUGCUAUAACAUUCUAAUAAAAGAUAAUUUCUAAUUAUUAAUAUUCUGUAUAGCUUCUAUUUUGUGUAUAGUUUCUGAAUCUUGGAGACACUUAAGAUUUCAGCGUUUCCUAUUAUGUGAAUACAUUAUCCAAUUUCUUCUUCUUCUUCUCUACUGUUGGAUCAGUAUCACGAUUAAGCGGUGAUGAAGAAGAUUUGGUUGAUUCGUUUAUCCUUUUCGAUUUAAUGUUGGUUCUUUGAUGAAAAUCAUGCUUAUUAUAA
This is a messenger RNA of Erythranthe guttata (spotted monkey flower), 788 nucleotides long. Its product is annotated as autophagy-related protein 8f. Lineage: Eukaryota; Viridiplantae; Streptophyta; Magnoliopsida; Lamiales; Phrymaceae. The record is from RefSeq and is a predicted model, not a curated record.